GUGGACUUAAAUUCUGUUGUCGGAGAGGUUUUUUUAGAGUAAGUUUAUCCGCAGGACGAUCUUUCCCCGCGGAUCCCGUGAAAAGCGACGAGUUUUCUUUCUGAAUACGCAAGGCAAAAGGGCAUUUUCGUCCCUUCACCCAUGCCCGUCUCAAUUUCUAUUUGAACUCUUCUCCCUCCCCAUCCUCUUCAUCCUCUGGGAGUUGCAGAAAUCAGAAGUCUUCCCUUUUUUCGUCUCACCCCUCCGGAUCAUUCAUGCUUUCCUUGUUUUCUUAAUCACCAUUUCCUCGUUUCACUCACCUCCGGCUCCAAUUGAUCAGUUUUUUUUUGUAAACAAGUCUUUAUGUAUCAAUUGGUACCGUUCGUUCAUUCCCGGGUGCAAUUCAGCAAAUUUGAUUCCGUUCCAUCUAAAAACUAGGGCUUCGGAGAGCCUAAUGAUUGAAUUUUUCCACGUUUUAGAUUUUCUUAGAUACUUCGAAUUCGAUUGAGCCGAUAUUGAUCCGUGGAAAUCCUGAAGCCCAACUUUUUUCAAGUUGUUCGUUCGGGAUCGAAAUUCUGGGGGAUAUUUUAGGUUUCUAACUUUUUUUUUGUUUUUGAAUUUUGAAUCAUUGAAUUCGCUGGACAUAUAUUGAAUUCAUUCCCGAAAGGGGAAACAGAGAGAAAAUUUUGGUGGUGCUGGUAUUGCAAUGAACUGUGGGGUUUGUGCUUCGCCAGGGGACCCGUGGUUGAAACUGGCCGGCCGCGGCGGAGCAAGUGGUGGUGAUGUGGGAGGUUUGGUGCAGGUGGCGGAUGGAUUCAGCCACGACAGUGAAAAUGAUUUGGCUGCGAUGGUGAGAGAUUUUCUGGAAAAUGGAAGCUUAGGUACGGAUUCCAGGAGUAGCAGCGACAGCGAUUCCAGCUUCUCCGAUCUCGCUCACCUUGCAGACAAGUUAUCCUACAUCAAGAAGGCAGUGGAUCAGUAUGAGAGCAAGCUGCUGUCUAUAGUGAGUUCACUUUUGACAUCAAUGAAAGAAACAGAGCUCCAUGCUGUAAAGUCAGGCCCUUGCAAUUCUAGCUGCAUCAAAUAUUCUCUUGUGAAGCUCUUGAGGCUUUUGGGCUAUGAUUCUGGUGUUUGUUCUUCCAAGUGGCUUGGCAAUGGCAAGGUUCCUGCAGGUACGUACCCUCUUUUAUAAUGCUCUUGAUUUGCUUUUACUUCUAGAGUGAUGAUAUUUUGGGUAUCAACAGCGCAAGGGUCUGUUUGCUAAACCAGUGCAGUGUGAGUUGAAGCUUUAAAGGAUUGUAUCCUUGGUGCUUUUGAGUUCAGGGUCCGUUUGUUUACAGCUAUAUAACUUGCGGAGAAUAUUUUGUUAGAACAUAAGAUGCUCUGUGUAUAAUAUUAAGUUGGAUCCACAAAUAGAAAACAUAAAACUCUACUGUAGGAGAAUUACCUCACAACGAGAAGUCAAUUCCCACUAAUGUCAAAGAAUCAAGGACAAACAUUUUUCAUGGCCAAACACGUUCUUUUGUUGAUCUCUUCCAAUACGGGAAAAUUUGAAAACAUUUUCAAGGAAAAUAUUGAAAACGAACAUUACAUGGUCAAGAAAACCAGGGAAAAAAGUUGUACAGCGGUGAGAAUUUGUAUGGGAGGUGUGAGGGGCACUACUGAUGGCCAAUUGCAUCGCCAUAUCAAAAUCCACCUAUCUGGCGAAGCAGCCUGAAUUUUUUUGAAUACAUCUUUCUAUAACUAGUUUGAAGAACUAAAUUGCUAUGUACUCUGUAAAUAUGCUUACUUAUCUGGAUAAUCUAACUGACCCUUUCUAUAUGAUUUAGGGGAUCAUGAAUACAUUGACGUUAUCAAGUUCAAUGAAGCCGGAGGCUCAGAGCGUUUGAUCAUUGACAUUGACUUUCGCAGCCACUUUGAAAUCGCCAGAGCAGUCCAGUCGUAUGACAGAAUCCUGAGUUCUGUCCCAAUCGUCUACGUGGGCCCAGUACCGAAGCUCAAGCAGUUCCUUGAAGUCAUGGUUGAAGCUGCCAAAUCUUCUCUCAAGCAGAACUCAAUGCCGAUUCCUCCAUGGAGAUCCUAUGCUUACCUUCAAGCAAAGUGGGGGUCAUCUCCAUAUCAAAGAAAAUUUGUUCCCGAGGAUCCACAUGUUGUUACCCAGACAGCAUCUGUUUGUUGCCAUGGUCAAUGUUUUUUGCAUUUAAAACAGCUGAAAUCUGCCCUCCAAGCAGAAAUUGAAGUGAAAAGGUUGUUCAGGCCAAUGAAUGGUGAUAAGAGGGCUCGAAAAAAACGAGAGCUGGCGGGGGGUUCUUCAUACCACGUAAACAAAAAUUUUGAUUUCUGAUGUGGGAUUUUUUUCCGUGACCCAUGUUGUGAUGAGUUUUUUUCACUUUAAUUUUGCGGCAUCUUCUUUUACAAUCAAAUGUCUAUUUGAGUUUCUAUUAUACUGCAACGUUAACAAAUUUUACAGCGUAAUACUUUCCACGUGAUCGUGUUAUUUGAAUACAAUAAAUGAGACAAUACUACUAAAAAUCUCAUGUUUUG
Molecule: messenger RNA, 2523 nt
Organism: Cuscuta europaea
Lineage: Eukaryota; Viridiplantae; Streptophyta; Magnoliopsida; Solanales; Convolvulaceae
Source: the annotation of a GenBank genome assembly